Molecule: messenger RNA, 1311 nt
Organism: Gracilinanus agilis (Agile Gracile Mouse Opossum)
Lineage: Eukaryota; Metazoa; Chordata; Mammalia; Didelphimorphia; Didelphidae
Gene: RPP21
Product: ribonuclease P/MRP subunit p21
Exons: 5
Coding region: 37-501 (154 amino acids)
Biological process (GO): tRNA processing
Cellular component (GO): nucleolar ribonuclease P complex
Source: RefSeq, a predicted model, not a curated record
UCCGGCGGGCUGGGAUGUGUGAGAGCUGCUGAGCGAAUGGCGGGCCAGGUGAAGGACAAGGAGGCUUUUCAGAGACUCAGCUUCUUGUAUCAGGCUGCCCAUUGUGUCCUAGCCCAGAACCCCGAAAACCAGGCGCUGGCGAGGUUUUACUGCCACACGGAGAGAACCAUCGGGAAGAGGCUCGUCCUGCGACAGGACCCCUCGGUGAAAAGGACACUCUGUCGUGGCUGCUCCUCCCUCCUCAUCCCCGGUCUGUCUUGCACCCAGCGGCAGAGGCGUCGCCUAGGCCAGCGCUGGACAGUACAGACUUGUCUAACAUGCCAUCGAAGCCGAAGAUACCUCAAUGACCCCAAACACCAGCUCUGGGGGGACCGGCCCGAGGCGCAGCUGGGGAACCAGGCUGAUCCCAAAUCAAAUAGGCCUGUGGCACACACAAACCAUCCAGUCUCAGUCCAGCCUUCUGGAGGGAAAUCAGAGCAUCAGAUCCCCAAAAUACAGUAACAAGGGAUGCAAAGACCUAGGAAAGGUGGGCCUUCAUUCAUGUAAAGUUUUGGCCUGCCUCUUAUUUGGGUAUCCAUUGUAUAGACAGUGUUUUCAAGAGCUAAGAACUCUAGUGAAGGAAGCCUGACUUCUUUGACACAACUUGUAAUGUGGGAAAAGCACUGGCACCAGAGUUAGAGGAACCUGUUUCACCUACUGUCUACAAGCUAUGUGCCCCUUAAGGUACAGAAAAGAGGAAGUAAGAACAGCUGUAAGGCAUAUCAACAAAUGAAGAAUCACAUUCCACAAACCACUCUGAAAGUUUUGAUUUGUAAGAACCAGGACAUGGUAUCCCCCCACAGGAAGUGGGGGAUUCAUCAUGAAAAUUAGCCUGAUAGAGAUCAGUUUAAGCCAGGUUUAAAUGGAAGUAAGGAACUUAAAUAUGCUAGAAAGAUAUACUGCCAGGGAAAUAACCUCAAUUGAAGAUUUAGUCUCUGUGUUGAACAACUAUCUGUUAAACCUAGUAAGGAAAUUCACAGUUCCUAGUACAUGAUAUAGAUUAUUCAUAAAAGCUAAUAAAAUUCAGUUGUAGAAUGUACACAGAAACCUUGGAAAUACUUUCAUUAUUUUACAUUUUACAGAGGUGAAGUGAUUUUCUUGAAAGAUUACCCAAGUUGUUGGUGGCCCUAUAUAGAAAUCAAGUUUCCAUACUUAACUUCACAAGCUUCUUCACCUUUGUUCUUGCCAUCUAGUCUAGGGUAUAAGGAUAAAAAAUAAUGAAGGCUGGUAUAAAUAUAUAAAUUAGUAUUUUAAUUAAAGCCAUGCUGAUAA